AACGGUCACUGUUGAGACGGAGGAAGACGCCCCCAGCGGAUUGGCUGCACCGGGCCUCUCUGCAGCGUAGAUUGGCUGAAGCGUCGAUAGAGGGCCAGACCUUGGCAGCCGCUGCCGGAGAACCGGCUGUCCCAGAACCGAGGCAGGACAGAACCUGUGGUGCCCCGCGGCACAGAGGAGCGACAAGAUGAUCCGCCGGAAGUCCAGCCAAUUCCAGGGACUGAAAAUGCAGUCGGAGCUUGAACAGCACUACGAACUGCGGAGAGAACCCAAGAAAGACCUCAGAUCAUUGGAUGAAUCGGCCACGCGGAUGGGAACAGGUGUGCAUACCGAGUCGGGGACCGCGGCUUCGGUGAAUGCGGAUGAAGAUCCUGCAGCCAACUUGUUCCCGCCGCCACUGCCCCAGCCCCGGAUCUGCAUAUGGAAGUACCUGGACAUCCAUUCCAUGCACAGGCUGGAGAAGACAGCCAACGUUGAGGAGAUGAGGGAGGUGCUGGCCGAGCUGUUGGGGCUAGGCUCUCCUGCGCAGAGCCUUCGGGACGCCAUCACCCUGGACCUCUUCUCCCAUGCACUCAUCUUCUGCCGCCAACAAGGCUUCUCCCUGGAGCAGACAUCAACGGCUUGUGCCCUGCUCCAAGAUCUUCACAAGGCCUGUAUUGCAACCCCCUUGGGCAACGUGGAGGAAUGUUACCGCUACUUCACCAGUGUUCUUUUUUGCCAUGGAAUCAGGCGGCCCCCUUUCAGUAUCAACCUCUUUAAGGAGGAACAGCUGCUGGCCCUGGCAGAUUAUGUGGUCAACACCUACUUCCGCCACUUCAAGCUCUACAAAUACGUCUUCACACCCCAGGUACUGGGCCAUGGACUACAAGAGGCCACCCCUCAUCUCCCCCCUUUCCCUCAGUGCAGACGUCUUCCUCCCUCUUCCCAGGUGCGGCUGGAUCUAUCUUUGACUUACGUGGGGCUACAGGCACCCAAGCUCUGGCCAAAGGAUGAGACGGAGAAAGAAGAGGGCGAAGAGGUGGAGGAGCAGGCAGUCACCCCAGAGGAGGAGGAACCGGAAACAGUGGUCCAGCCAGAGCCAGAGCCAAGCCAGGUCUCCGUCCUCCGGGCCUACAUCAAGACCCAGAUGAACAAGGAACUGGAGCAGCUCCAACAACUGGUGGAGGAACGGCUCAAGGCCAGUGAGGAAAGGCUCGGCAGCAAGCUGACCGCACUCGAGCGGCCCCUCCAGCUACCUCCAGGCAAAGGCAAGAACAAGACCAAGUGACCCCCAGCGUCUUCCCCAAUAAAGGCCUGGACCAAAGUGGCCCUA
Balaenoptera ricei (Rice's whale) is the source of this 1312-nucleotide messenger RNA. It is a transcript of the gene CFAP119, whose product is annotated as cilia and flagella associated protein 119. NCBI's taxonomy places the organism in Eukaryota, Metazoa, Chordata, Mammalia, Artiodactyla, Balaenopteridae. The record is from RefSeq and is a predicted model, not a curated record. The coding region runs from base 188 to 1267 and encodes 359 amino acids. The transcript is spliced from 8 exons.